AUGGCAGACUUCUCUGAGUACGGCGUUCCCAGCCACGAGUGGACAGUGCUCGAGUCGACGCUGCCACCCUUCUCAAAAGACCUCUCACUUGAAGACUUGAAAGCAGGCACGAACCGCGGCAGAGAAGAUGUAGCACAACGAGAGUUAGUAUCUCUCGCCUCGCAAGUGACAAUCCGCGACUACUCGAUCUCAGCACGAGAUGGGUAUGCCCUGGAGGCUCGUUCCUACCGUGCAGUGUCAGCGCCUCCUGACAAGCCACUUCCGAUUUAUAUCCAUUUCCAUGGCGGUGGCUUCUGCUUCGGAACGUUGAGCUCGGAGGAUGCCAUCUGCUCGCGUCUUGCGAUCAACACCAAUGUUGUUGUGCUGAAUGUCAACUACCGCCAUACGCCGGAGUACUCCUACCCUACGGCGUGGAACGAUUCGGAGGAUGCUCUGGACUGGGCCCAUGGCAACGCAGACAUGCUCAAUGGUGAGCGAGAGAGAAUAGUGAUCGGUGGUAUCUCAGCAGGAGGCUGGCUUUCAGCGUCCCUUUCACUAUCAAACCUGAGAAGGGAGGCUAAAUCCCGGGCUCGUAUCGUUGGACAGGUCCUCAUGAUUCCCGCGCUGGUCUACCAUGAAUGUUAUGAAUCACAGUUGAAACGUCUCAAGGAUCCAAGCUUAUCGUCGUACAAACAAAACGAGUUUGCCGCGAUCUUACCAUUAGAGAGAAUUAAACAGUUCAAUGAACUCCUCAAGGUCAAGCACGCAGACCCUGAGGACCGCAGACUCAACCCUGGGAAUGCCACGCCAGAAGAAGUGAGACAUCUACCACCGACAACAUUUGGCAUCGCUGGUUCAGAUCCUCUGCGGGACGAAGCCUUGUUUUAUGCGAAACUACUAGCUGACAACGGUGUCCCUACCAGGGUGAAUAUGUUCAAAGGUGUGCCUCAUGGCUUUCGUCGUUUCUCAGACCAACUUUCGGUGACCAAGGACUGGGAUCGAGUCAUCGAAGAGGGUAUCUUGUGGGCACUGAGCAAUCCGGUAUCAUUCAACACAUUCGAUAUCCAGGCCUACUAA
This is a messenger RNA of Exophiala aquamarina CBS 119918, 1056 nucleotides long. RefSeq lists its product as uncharacterized. The transcript has 2 exons. The record is from RefSeq and is a predicted model, not a curated record. The coding region runs from base 1 to 1056 and encodes 351 amino acids. NCBI's taxonomy places the organism in Eukaryota, Fungi, Ascomycota, Eurotiomycetes, Chaetothyriales, Herpotrichiellaceae. Gene Ontology annotation, molecular function: hydrolase activity.